Messenger RNA from Cheilinus undulatus (humphead wrasse), 3549 nucleotides. It is a transcript of the gene dedd2, whose product is annotated as death effector domain-containing 1. The transcript is spliced from 6 exons. The record is from RefSeq and is a predicted model, not a curated record. Gene Ontology annotation, molecular function: DNA binding; protein binding. Gene Ontology annotation, cellular component: nucleolus. Lineage: Eukaryota; Metazoa; Chordata; Actinopteri; Labriformes; Labridae. Bases 83 to 1438 code for a protein of 451 amino acids. Gene Ontology annotation, biological process: regulation of apoptotic process; extrinsic apoptotic signaling pathway via death domain receptors; apoptotic process.
GUCAGUUUCUCCUUAUUAUUGUGCUUCUGAAAGCACAGCUUGGUGGGAGUGAUACCAAAUCACCCUUCAAGGAACGUGACCUAUGAGAGAAACGUCGUUACGUAAUACUGAGGUGUUUAUUUGCUCGACGGGAGGAACGCCUUGUCUGUGGCUUUUAAACAACGACAGCACUGGCACUGCUGAUAACUUCUGCUCAUAUUUUAUAAAACAACGUCGAACUGACACCGACAAGGUGGUGAGGUGGAGAGAGGCUAUAGGCAGACCAAUGGCCGCAAUGCAUCAAUCAGGUUACCCUCUCAGGCACUCACUGUACUGGGAUGAAGCGGAAUGCCUCAACUACUAUGGGAUGCUGUCUCUUCAUGAGGUCUUUGAUAUAGUUGGUUCUCAGUUGACGGAGACUGACAUUGAAGUCUUGUCAUUUCUUCUGAAUGAAACCUGGCAUGCCUCACACCCACUUGACCCUGCAGGCUGGACAGUAGAACCCUGUCAGAGCAACCCAGAUGAUGUGGGCUUAGCCCCAAGCCAAGAAUUGCUUAAGGCCUGGAGAAGGUUAAGGCCUGAGAACUCCAAGAGUCCCAUACAGGCUUCUUUUAAGCCUAAGAGUGGCAUUGAGCUUUUGUUAGAACUGGAGAGGCAUGGAUACCUCAGUGAUGGCAACCUGGAGCCACUACUGCAGCUACUGAGAGUCCUUACUCGUCAUGAUCUGCUGCCAUUUGUUUCCAACAAGAAAAGAAGGACAGUAUCUCCAGAAAGAAGUGGUCAGAGGUAUGGAAUACAGAACAGAGACAUGAUGUGCAUCUCUGGAAUAGAACACACUUGCAGCCCGACGGAUAUACCUCUUCCAUCUUUCACACAACAAUUAAGAACAGGUACCUAUCCUCCUAUGCCUGGAGCACCUGCUAGGAGGAGAAGGAAAAAGGGAAAUGGCUGGAGCCGCAGGCCCAGGAAAGCUCCCAGACAGAGCCAAUCUGUCCCUCCACCACCACCACCACCACCACCACCACCACCACCACAACAUAAAGUGUCUUGUGAUGUCCGCCUUCGUGUCCGUACCGAGUACCUGGAGAAUGAGUCGGCCCUCCGUGAAGGCGUCUCCUCGGACAAACAGCAGCCCCUGGAGCGGCAGUUUGAGUUGUUCAGUCAAGCCAAUCAGUUGCUUCGUGCCAGAGACCUGGGCUCUAUCGUCUGUGACAUCAGGUUCACAGAGCUGGACAACCUGGAGGCUUUCUGGGGUGACUACUUGAGCGGGAAUCUGCUGGAGGCCUUAAAGGGAGUCUUCAUCACUGACUCCCUCAGGAUGGCAGCAGGCAUGGAGGGCGUCCGCCUGCUGAUCAGUGUGGACCAAGAUGACUACGAGGAGGGCCGCAGGCUGCUGAGAGCCAGGAGAACGAUGUCACCCAUAAAUGGUGGGCGCUCACAAACUCAAUGGGCCUUUUAAGCUGAUAACACUGAGGAUUUUGUGUUGACCUUGAAGAAUGCAUUAGUAGUCAGUGCUAUAGAAAGUCAUGGUUGCAUGCAAAUUUGGGAGCUUUUUCAGGCCUCUGCUUAUAGUUGCAAUCCAUAUAAUAACCACUAGGUGGCAGCACGUACCAUCUGUUCUUUGUUUUUAUUUCAGGCCUUACAUUUUGAAAACUCUCAUUCUUUUGUUUAAAAAAAACUUUGUUAUUUAAAAGAAGUGAUGGAUAAGUGUGCUUUCCUUUUGGAUUCAGGCACAGGUGCUACUUUCUAGGAGACCAGGAUGUAGCAAGGCUUUCCUUUUAAGUCUCACUGAGAACAAGCACAGGCAAGCCUGUAACAACAUCAAGUGGAAAGCCUCUCAUAACACUGAUAAUGUUAAAUGAAAAAGGUUAAGAAUGUUGGGCUUCCACAAAUUAUUGAAACACAUCAGAAAAAAGGAUGUUUACAAACAUGCAUGCUUAUACAAACUCAACCACAACAAAACCAGACACCUAGUCAACAAUUAGGAGAAAAUUUUGCCUAAACUCAUGCUUGCAUUGUGGGCAUCCUUCCAACAUUGAAUUCUUAAAUAAAAACAAUGGAUUACUGCUGAAAGUUAAUAUCUCGUAGUUGUACUAAUUCUUUUUUUGUCAUGAGGAAUAAUACUAACUUGUCCUGACUUUACUUUAACACAUUUAACUGAGAAAAUAAUGUGCCAAAAAAAGUUUCUGUUCUUUAAAAAUGUUUGCGAGAAUUGAGCACAGAUGGAAAAGUGGCCUACUCUCAGAACAGAUUGACCUUUGUGUCUAACUUUUGAGAGCACAGUCCACACAUCUACACCUAGAUAACAAACACUGGGAUUCUCAGACCUGUGUACCACGAUAACCAGACUUGUGAUUGCCGUGGUCAGUGGAUACGAGAGUUGCCAGUAGAUGACAGCAGUGAUUAGGGCCAGGCCUCAGCAGACCAUGGAAGAUUCAUCAUCCAAAGCUUGUCAACAGCAACCAGGAUAAUGCAAUGGUGGCUUGUGCCCCGGCUUCCAGCUAGUCCUCAGCAAGUGCUUCUCUCAGCAAGUAAAGCACAGGACAGUGCGUCGGUCAAUAGAAGUGAUGUUGGAGAGAUCAAAAUCAAAAGUGCACAUCCCCGCUCCACUCAGCCCUGCUAUGUAGGCCCAGUAGAGUGGCUCACAGACAGCUGUCUACUCACCCUGCUGGAACUAAUGCCUGGACUUCACUCAUAGAAGAAGAUCAAUAAGGCCCCUCCUCUAAGUCCCCUCAUACAGGCACGACUUAAGCAGGCAGACUUGCUACUACUGUCUGAAGUGCAGAGCUCUGCAGGGCUGGACAAAGGGAGGGACAAUGGACACAUUUUCAUGUUUGUUUUUUGUGUUUUUGGUAAAUUGUGUUGUUAAUGUAUACAUUGAAUAGAAUUGUUUAUAAAAGAUAAAAAUCUCAUUUGGGGAACACUUUUGUUAAUGUAUAAUUUGCUUAUCGUAUGGCAACUUUUUUUGCGGAAAUCUUUGUAUAUUGGACAUUUCUGGUGAGUAAUAAACAUUAAAUAUCCUUAAAUUCUUUCAAAAAUUGUGUUUUUAAUCUACAAAAACUUUUACUGAAUCUUUGUCUAAAUACCUAAAAAUUUCCAGCCAAGGCCAUGAGAAAAAACAAAGCCAUUCAAAAAAAGCUCUACUUGAGCACGAACUGUAUACAUCAAAGUCCUAUUAAUGUGGCGACUGUGGAUCAGUAGGUAGAGUUGGUCAUGACCAAAUCAGAAGAUUGUUUGAUCCCAGCUCCUGCAGUCACAACUCAAUGUGUCCUCUGGCAAGACGGCUAACUCAGUUUGCUCCCACUGCUUCAUUGGUGGCAUGUAAAUGAGUGUGCAUUUGUUUGAAUGGGAUUAUCUAAUACUGAUUGCCAAUUCUCUGUAGCAAACUGCCAUCAGUGUGAUUGUAGAGCGAGUGGCAUAAAAUGGUGUAAAUGGGUAGGUGUGACCUGUGGUGUAAACGCACUUUGAGUAGUCAAAUGACACUAUACAAGCUUGAGUCCAUGUAUGUUAUUUGUUAUACACUUCAGGUGCCUGUUAUCACACUCAUAAGUGAAAAGACAUGUUGUGGUA